CCCCGCCUCUCUCUUCGCUCGCGCUUUCCCCCCUCUCUUUCCUUUUUCGGCCCCUCCCCCCACACUCCAUCUCGAGCAUGUCCGUCGGUAGGCUCCGGUUCAAGGGUGACAAGAAAGCCCGCAAGGCCAAAGACCGCGAGGGCGAUGGCCCUCCGGGCGCCGCGCCGACCCGCAAGUCCAAGCGUCCGGAUGAGGACGAGUCGGUAGAGGGCUGGGUCCCGGCCGAGCGCCUGGAGGACCUCGGGGGCCCGAUCUACCUGGUGCACUACCGGUCAUCCGGGUCCGGCCUUGCGGAGCGCCUCUGCCUGGCCGUGGACGAGGACGACUCGAUUGUCCUGAAGCGCGCCAUCCCGCUGCCGGAUGGAAGUGACGAGCCGGAUGAUGUUUCCAAGGUCUUUGUGGCCAUGAGCAUGUCCCCGGGGACGGUCCUGCUGAAGUCCAGCCGCGGGCGCUACCUGACCCCGGUGCUGGAGCGCUCGCGCUCGGGCGACGCGGAUACCUUCUCCGGCGUGGCGGCCGAUGCCGAUGCCGCCGGCUCGCUGCAAGAAUGGCGCCCCCUUUUCAUGGACAACCCCACUACCGUAGAUGGGGAUGACGCCGGCGCGGGUGCCGGCGCAGCCGGCUCCGGCGGGGUCAGUCGCUUCUCCGAUCGCGUGCUCGUCCUGCGCGGUGGCGAUUCGGCCGCCCGGUGCCUGGCGGUCGAUAGCCGGGCCUUGCGCGCUCGGCUGGCCCCCUCGCCGCUGGUGCUGCAGGCGUCCGACGAUGAGCCCGCCGGGGCCGGCGACCUGCGCGCCGCCCUGGAUGACGUCCUCUUCCGGCCGUAUGUGCAGGCCCCGCGCCGGGCGGCUCUGCGCCGCCGCGCGCGUCUCAUCGCCGAGGGCGUCCUCACCGAGGCCAUGUCCGAGGCCGACCUGCAGAGCUCGCUCGGCGCGGCCGGCGCCACCGGCGCCGGAGCCGGGCUCCUGCAAUUCGAGCAGGACAGCCUGCGCAAGAGCCAGAGCCGCGGCGCGGUCCUCGGGCCCUCCUUCACCUCGGCCGCCGAGCAGCGCCAGUCGUCGCGCGAGCUGCGCAAGGCCCAAAAGGCUGGCCGCCUGGCCGAGGCCCUCCUCGACCGGCGGUCCAAAGCCAAGUCCGACCGGUUCUGCAUGUGAGGCGCCGAUCGCGCCGAUCGGCCCCCACGUGACCGGCCCGCUGGGGCGUACCGCCCCCGGCCCCUGUGUCUUCUGCUGCAGCCGCUCGGCCUCCGCCUGCCUCCCCUGCUUUUGCCCCCUUGCGUGGGGACGUGCCUGACAUUCCCCCCCCCGGCCGGGGGAGAGGAGGGCGGCUGGGCGCGGCGCGAGCCGGCGGGGCCCGGCCGACAUCGAUAAAAUAAAAAACAGUAAUACCCCCCCCCCCCCA
Molecule: messenger RNA, 1398 nt
Organism: Fonticula alba
Lineage: Eukaryota; Rotosphaerida; Fonticulaceae
Exons: 4
Coding region: 78-1151 (357 amino acids)
Cellular component (GO): striated muscle dense body; catalytic step 2 spliceosome; nucleolus
Molecular function (GO): actin filament binding
Source: RefSeq, a predicted model, not a curated record